AUGGCCGGCAACGCUUACGUUCUGGGGGUUGGCAUGAGCGCCUUCCUCAAGCCUCGGCGACAGCGCGCCUUCACUGAGCUCGCCUUCGAAGCCGGCGUCAAGGCCAUGCUAGACGCCCAUGUGACGUACGACGACGUCGAGGCCGGCGUCGGGUGCUUCUGCACGCUGCCCUCGUGCAGUGGACAACUGUGCUUCUAUCAAUUUGGCAUGUCGGAUAUCCCCAUCUACAACACAAACAACGCCUGUGCCACGGGCUCGACCGGGCUCCAUAUGGCGCGGAACUUUGUCAAGGGCGGCCUGUACGACUGUGUCCUGGUCAUCGGAUUCGAGCAGAUGAAGCCCGGUGCUCUUGGAGGCGGCACUUCCGACCUUCCCACACCCCAAACCCUCAGCCUGAAGUUGAUGAGCCAGACCAGAGGAGAUACCAAGGCGCCGAAGAACCCGCAGAUGUUCGGCAACGCCGGCAGAGAGUACAUGGAGAAGUACGGCGCCUCUGCUGAAGACUUUGGAGAGAUCGCCCGGAUCUCGCACGAACACUCGUCGCGCAACCCCUACGCACAGUUCCGAGACGUCUACACGCUCAAGCAAAUCAUGGACUCACCCAUGAUCCAUUACCCGAUAACCAAGCUGCAGUGCUCGCCAACCUCAGACGGAGCCGCCGCCGCCGUGGUCGUGUCGCAGAGAUUCCUCGACAGCCGACCAGAGCUCAAAUCACACGCAAUCCUCAUCGCCGGACAGGCCCUCAAAACCGACACCCCAAAUCUCUACUCUGGCAGCGCCAUGGAGCUGGUCGGCUUCAGCACCGCAGGACGCGCAGCCAAGGCAGCGUAUGCCGACGCCGGCAUUGGACCCAAGGACGUCACAGUUUGCGAGCUGCACGACUGCUUCUCCACCAACGAGCUGAUCACCCUGGAAGGCCUGGGCUUCUGCGACGAGGGCAAGGCCCACCUGAUGGUGCGGAACGGAGACAUCACGUACGGUGGCAAGGGCCCGAUCAUCAACCCGUCCGGAGGCCUGAUCUCCAAGGGACACCCUCUGGGCGCCACGGGUCUGGCACAGUGCGCCGAAUUGACCUGGCAACUGCGCGGAUGGGCCAACAACGGCCGCCUGGUCAAGAACACCAAGUACGCCCUGCAACACAACCUGGGCCUCGGAGGCGCCUGUGUAGUCACCGUGUACACCCGAGCCGAUGGCAAAGUCAACACUGACCGCGCCGUCCCUGCCGAGGAAAUUGCCCGGCUCAGCGGCCUGGGCUACAACCCUGCCGUCGAGGCCAAAUGGGUAACGCCAGCGCAGGCGAAGCAGGUCCGGAGCAAGAAAGCCGGGUGUGACUAUGCGCUGGGGGAGACCUUCAGCAAGCUCGAGAAUGUCAGACUGUAGGCAGAAAAUUCUUGGUAUGCAAUCUAGGAAAAAUAAAGCGA
Cladophialophora immunda is the source of this 1421-nucleotide messenger RNA. RefSeq lists its product as uncharacterized. The record is from RefSeq and is a predicted model, not a curated record. NCBI's taxonomy places the organism in Eukaryota, Fungi, Ascomycota, Eurotiomycetes, Chaetothyriales, Herpotrichiellaceae. The transcript is spliced from 2 exons. Gene Ontology annotation, molecular function: acyltransferase activity, transferring groups other than amino-acyl groups. The coding region runs from base 1 to 1380 and encodes 459 amino acids.